CUUCAUUUUUCGUCAUGGGUCACGAGAUGUAAACAGGGCUAGCGCUAAUCCCAACCCUAACUCUAACCUUGGACCUAGCCCCAUGCUUACCCUAACCCUAACCUACAAUCUCGCCAACAAUCACGUGCCCCAACCUUAUUAUUUACAUCUCAGCAACCUUGACAAAAAUUGAGCUGGCCUUAACAAAUAGAUUUAGGCGUCUUCCUGCGGAGACGAUAAUUCUAUUAAUAAAUUCCCCCCACGUGUUGAAUGGUAAAAAUGGCAUCAACUGAAAUACAAUUUGCCCAAAGGCUGGCAUCGAAUGAACGGAAGAUUCGGGACAAGGCGAUCAAAAAAUUGAAGAAAUAUUUAGAGAUUAGGUCGAAAUCUAAAAAACGUUUUACAGAAGAAGACUUUACAAAGAUAUGGAAAGGACUACAUUACUGUUUAUGGAUGCAAGACAAACCCCUUAUUCAGGAGGAAUUAGUGGAGAAAAUGACAGCUUUGGUACACUCGUUUGCAAACAGUGAUCAGACGUUUCUCUUCAUAAAAGUCUUCUUUAUAACAGAAAUUAGGGAAUGGCCGACUAUAGACAAAUGGAGAGUAGAUAAAUUUAUGAUGUUGAUCAGACAGUUCAUUCGACAAUCACUUCACUACAUACAAAAUAAUUCCUGGCAAACAAGUUACAUUGAAAACUUAACUCAUUUGUUCCAACAGACGUUUUUAGACCCUCAAAAUACUAGAAUAUCACAUGGUUUCAGAAUGUACUUCAACAGUAUUUUUUUGGACGAAUUGAAAAGGACAGGACUAAAGGACUUGACAACAGAGAAAUUUUGUUUGUGUUUUCAGUCAUAUAUAAACUUUAUUACUAACUCAAAACAAAAAGAAGUUAUUAUUGAUAUUAUAAAGAAAAUAUUUGAACCCCUAAUCAAUGAUUCUCUGAAGAUACGAGCUCAGCAGCAACAAAAUCAAUUGGGCAGUGAUGAUACUACCUGUAGAUUAGUAGAUGACAAACAAGUCUGUGAAUGGCUAGCUGAUCAAUUAUUCACAUUAGGAAGAAAUCCCGCAUGUAGUACUUGGCAUAGAAACCACUUUUAUGAAAUGGUCAGGAAAAUUAGAGAUAGUCAAGAUAGAAAAGUCAGUACACCAAAGCCAGAUUAUGAAAAUGAAGAGGACGAAAAUGCAAGUUGUAUCUCAGAAACUGCUGAAACAUUUGACAAUGUAGUUGAGGAGUUAAAACAACAAAAAAACAUGACACCAAGGCGAAAUGCCAAGAAGAAAAUAUUAAAAUUGGAAGAUAUUAAAUUAAAUUUAGUUAAAAGUGCACCAGAAAUUUUAAAUUCAACAGAAGUUGAUUCCACACAAAAAACUGAACCUAAGAUAAACAAAAAUCUGAAACGCAAAUCUUGUGUGUCAAAUGGUGCUAAUAUUGGUAGUGCUAGUGAAACAACAGGCAGUCCAAGCAAAAAGAAAAAAUCAAGCUCUACAAUUAUUGAAUCACCAACAGGUACUCCAAAACAAAAGCAGACAAAAUUAAAGAAGCCAAAAACAGCUUCAGUGAAAAAAAAGGACAGAAAACAAAACAUGCUUUCCACAGAAAAAAAGAAAGUGAUCACACCAAUGUCAGGCAUGAAGAAGAAAGUUGUCUUUGAUAUGAAGAAAAAUACUGCACUGAAGUUUAAGAAGGGUAUGGCAGUUAGCCCACACCCAGCAUAUGUUCCCACAAAGCAGCCAGAACAAGGAAUACUAAAAUCACCAGUCUCACCUGUUCCAGCUCCUCGUGGUACAAAUAAAAAACCAGUGCAGUUAUUUCAUCCAAAAGAAAUUAGUAAAACAAAUAAAAGGAACACUGCCCCUGUGAAUGUUAAAACAAGGAGAAUGACCAGAUUAGGGGCUGCUGAUUUUUUCUAAUCAUAUUAUUUAACUAGUGUACAUUGUUUACAAGACAUACAUGUAUACUGUAUAGCCUGAAUGAAUUUAUUUUAAUCAUAAUUAAUUUUUGUCUGUUUUAAUAAAUUUGAUUUAGCUGGGCAGUACAUAAAAA
This is a messenger RNA of Patella vulgata (common limpet), 2023 nucleotides long. RefSeq names its product ribosomal RNA processing protein 1 homolog. The transcript has a single exon. Lineage: Eukaryota; Metazoa; Mollusca; Gastropoda; Patellidae. Bases 250 to 1890 code for a protein of 546 amino acids. The record is from RefSeq and is a predicted model, not a curated record. Gene Ontology annotation, cellular component: preribosome, small subunit precursor; preribosome, large subunit precursor; nucleus. Gene Ontology annotation, biological process: rRNA processing.